AUGGCAAACUUCGGAAAGGUUGAUGAUGUAAAAUACUUUAAAAAUAUGUUUAAAGACAAAGAUAGGCCAGAAGCAGAAAUUAAAGACACAAUUAAAAUAUCCAAUAAAUUAUUCGUUGACCUGAGAAGACGAUUGAAAUUCCAUCCGAGGCAAAGUUACGUUCAGGAUGAUCCAGAACACUUCACUGCCACGAUCGGGGAGGACGUGAUCUUACGUUGUGCCUUCGAGUUCCCCGAAAACAAACCGGUGCCGUAUGUUAUCCAGUGGCAGAAGCAAGGCAUCAAAAUUCCCAUCUACAUCUGGUACGAUGGCUAUCCUCCACAUGCCGGAGAUGGCUACGAGGGUAGAGUGUCACUUGCCCACCAAGCCUCGCUCAACCUCACCAAUGUGCAUGAGAGUGACCAGGGCUGGUACGAGUGCAAAGUGUACUUCCUUAAUAGACCUCCAGAUUCCCCCAAGAAUGGCACCUGGGUGCAUCUUGAUGUACACGCUCCACCCCAUUUUAAAACGAAGCCCCCCGAUGUUGUGUACGUGAAAGUUGGAGAGUCGGUAUCAUUGCCUUGUGAAGCAGAAGGGACACCUCCACCAAAUCUUAUAUGGUAUAAGGAUAAUUCACCAUUAGAAGAAAGCAGGACAGUCCAAAUACUUCCUACUGAAUUGAAAAUUAAUAAUUUGCGGCAAACAGACAUUGGUGAUUAUAUGUGCAUGGCCCGGAACAGAGAGGGGACUGUGACAUCAACAUCAAAAGUCAUAGUUGCAGGUCCUGCUUCCAUUGUUGUUCCUCCUAGAAAUGUUACUAAACUCGAAGGGGAUAAAGCUGAAUUCAUAUGUGAAGCCAAAGCUCUCCCUACAAAUGUUACCCACCGUUGGUUUCACAACGGAGUAGAAAUUAGCCAGUUAUCUUGGUUGGAGACGAGGACAGUUGUAAGGCGUGAUGGUACUCUUUUUAUUAGUCCCACAUCAGCUGAAGAUUCAGGAAAAUUUACCUGUGAAGUCACAAAUGGCAUUGGCACACCAGAUACAGCAUCAGCAUUUUUAAGUGUAGAAUGGGCAACUUUUUCAACAUAUAGAAAAGGAGACACUAAUACCCCAGAUGACAAAGAUUCUUCAUACGUUGAGGAUACGUCUAUACAUGAAGAAGGGUCAGAAGCACCUGCUCCUCCAAGUCCUUGCACAGAAGUCAAAUAUGGUGCUGUUCCUUGCUAUCCUAGCUCUGAUGCUUCAGCAUCUGAGUAUGCCAAGUUUUGUCAACAGAUUUUAAGUGGCAUGAAUCAGCCAAUAACUAUUGUAGAAUCACAAACUACAGAAUUCAAUGGUGCUAUACAAAAUCCAGCUCGUAUUACUUAUUCACCAACCAUCCAGUAUCUUCCACUUGGAUUGUCAGGAGUGGUUCGUUGUUACGUACAAGCUAGUCCACCUUUCCAGUUCAUCACAUGGACAAAGGACAGAAGGCCUUUUGAUCCGAAUGCCACUCCUGGUGUAGUCACUCUCAACAAUGGGUCUCUUUUAUUUCAAAGGGUUAGUCAUGAGCAUCAAGGCAGGUACAGAUGUACACCUUACAACAUCCAUGGCACUGCCGGAACAUCCAAUGUUAUGGAAGUACUUGUAAGAGAACCGCCUAUGUAUACUCUGAAACCUAAAGAAAUAUACCAGAAACCAGUUGACAGUGAAAUUAAAUUACCAUGUGAGGGCAUCGGUCAACCUAAACCAGCUAUCACUUGGCGAAGAGUGGAUGGCUCUAAACUUCCGAGAGAAAGAGCUUUGAUACGGGGUGGCAAUUUAACUAUAAGAGGCCUAAAGAAGGAAGAUCAUGGCAGAUACGAGUGUGUCCUUGAAAAUGAAAUUGCCACCCUUGUGACAAGUACUCUCCUACUAGUUGAGCUAAACUCUUUAGUUGACAGGUAUAGGCUGGCAGAUCAAGGUGACAGUGACUGGCGGACCAUAAGGGUCUAUCCUGAUGGAGCGACCACUUUUACAGUUUAUAAUUUACAAGCUGACACCGAAUAUGACUUCCAAGUGCUAUCAAGAAACAAACUGGGCGAUGGAAUGUUUAGCCCAAUCAUCAGGGCAAAAACAAAAUCUAUUGACUAUGUUUCCAGUACUAUUGCUACUGAACUCCCUAGUGGUGGAUCUUCUUCAACUGUCUUAGGAGGGGAUAUAUCUCCUGGGAAUUCUGUUCCUGGGUCAACUCCUGCCCCUGAGCCAUCUACACCAGCUGGACCAAGCCCAGGAACUGUGAGGAAUGUUACUGUUACGAAAACAGUCCUGGGUGUUAGUAUUAAGUGGCAACCCCCUGCAGAUGGAGUUCCAAUAUCAUAUUAUGUCGUUGAGUACAAAAAUGAUGCACAGUGGCUAAACUGGGGCAAUAUAAAAGAAACUCACUAUGAUGCCAAAUUACUUCAGGGUGGAAAAUAUGCUUUUAGAGUUUUGGCAUAUUCAAAUGGUAGUGUUCCAUCCGCUCCUAGUCCAGAAGUUCUUUUGGAAAUACAUGGUGAUUUACAAGACAGAAAUCGCAGCAAAGCGAUCACGGCUGGUGUUGUGGGUGGUAUCCUGUUUUUUAUAGCUGCCAUUGUCCUAUCUGUGUGUGCUGGAUUUAAUUUUAUACAAGGUGUAUUCAAACAGUUUGGGGAAGAAUUGUUACAUAGUUAA
Molecule: messenger RNA, 2649 nt
Organism: Parasteatoda tepidariorum (common house spider)
Lineage: Eukaryota; Metazoa; Arthropoda; Arachnida; Araneae; Theridiidae
Source: RefSeq, a predicted model, not a curated record